This is a messenger RNA of Pterocles gutturalis (yellow-throated sandgrouse), 948 nucleotides long. RefSeq names its product zinc finger protein 365 (gene ZNF365). The transcript is spliced from 4 exons. Gene Ontology annotation, biological process: telomere maintenance; regulation of double-strand break repair via homologous recombination; regulation of DNA strand resection involved in replication fork processing. Lineage: Eukaryota; Metazoa; Chordata; Aves; Pterocliformes; Pteroclidae. Gene Ontology annotation, cellular component: centriolar satellite. The record is from RefSeq and is a predicted model, not a curated record. The annotation marks the transcript as partial.
AGCCCGGGGAGCCCUGGUGCCGCCCUACAGCAGAAAGGCUCCUACCUGAAUUUCUGCGAAGCGUCCUGCGAGAGUGGAAAGCGUGGGCGGGCGCUGGAGGUGGAAGCCGAGCGGCCUGUCUCCUACGUUGCAAACUAUGUGUCGGCUGAGUCUCCCGGCAAGCAGGUUUCUAAACCCGGCCUCUCAGCCACUGACUCCAAAGCCUCCUUCGAGGCGCACGUCCGAGAAAAGUUUAACAGGAUGGUGGAGGCCGUGGACAAAACAAUCGAGAAGCGAAUCGACAAGCUUACCAAAGAGCUGGCGCAGAAGACGGCGGAGCUGCUGGAGGUGCGGGCAGCUUUCGUGCAGCUGUCCCAGAAGAAGCAGGAGGUGCAGCGCCGGGAGCGGGCCCUGAGCAAGCAGGUGGACGUGGCGGUGGAAAUGAUCGCAGCCCUGAAGCAGCGGCUCACCGAGUCGGAGGAGGAGCUUCACCGAAAAGAGGAAGAAGUUGUUACUUUCAACCACUUCCUGGAAGAAGCAGCAGAAAAAGAAGUGCGGGGAAAAGCCAGGCUCCAGCACUUCAUUGAGAACCUAUUGCAGCGCGUGGAUCUGGCAGAAAGGCAGUUAGAAUAUUACCAAAAUCGGCAGAUGGUGUGCAGCCACACCGACAUCAGCGAGCACGUGUUUACAGACAUUUCAUUAAAUAAGAAACCCAGAUGCCUGAGCCGAGGAAGUCAACAUACUUCAUAUAACAUCCCUGACGCAAAGCCUCAUUCCUGUCAAAAAGGAAGGAUCUUUUUUAAAAAAGCAAAGGAUGAAAAAAACAGCUUGCAGCCAGUGAAAUGCUUCUAUGAACCUGUUGAUUGCUCAAGAGAAAUAUGGAGAGCACAAAAGAAAGGCGAACCAGUCUGCUCUGCCAGGAAAAGUAGCGCAAAAUCAAAGAUGGGUAAAAAGGCCAGACCGUUAUAG